UUAUCUCUCCAAAUCCGUGGGCUUGUCCCGGAACUACGCGAAUGGAGUUCUUUACCGAGGCAUCGAACUCGCCUACAACAAAACCCAUGAUCCAGUUUACCUUGACUUCCUACAAUCUCAAAUGUCCGCUGUGGUAAGUGACUCGGGCGAAUUGAUUAACUACAACCUCAGCGCCAAAAUCUCCGUCGACGAUCUCCGGAUCGGUACCAAUUUCCUGGCUCUCUGGGCAUCCACUGGGGAAGAGAAGUUCAAGCUCGCUGCCGAUGUCCUCCGACACCAGAUCGAUGUCACGCCGCGUAAUGAGGGUGGCGGGCUCUGGCAUCGCUACCCGACAUAUCCCAAUCAAAUGUGGCUGGACGGGAUCUACAUGGUGACCAAUUUCUAUGCGCUUUAUACCGCAUGGUUUGAUCCCGGAAACAGUACCGCCUGGGAUGAUAUUAUGCUGCAGUUCGACUUGAUCGAAGAGCAUUGUUUGACGACGGAUGGUCUGUUAGUUCACGGCUUUGACUAUAGUAAAACUGCUGUUUGGGCUGAUCCUGAGACAGGUGGCGCACCCCUUGUCUGGAAUCGCGCUCUUGGAUGGUACUUUAUGUCCCUUGUGGACAUCCUUGAUUGCUUCCCUAUGUCUCACCCAGGCUGGCAGAGGAAUCUACAUCGGUUCCAGAAACUCGCAGAAGCACUCAAACAAACUCAGGAUAAAAGUGGUGGGUGGUGGUUGAUCAUGAAUGGGCUAUAUCCAAACGAUCCUAGGAACUACAUUGAGAGCAGUGGCUCUGCUAUGUUUACUUACGGCUUCCUAAAGGGAAUCCGCAAAGGAUACUUGAAAAGAGGGGAUUAUUUCCUGGAUGCUCUUAAGGGGUAUAAGUUUUUAGUUGAGAGGUUUCUGAGCAAGAAUGACAACGGGACGCUGAACUGGGAGGGGACGGUGGAGGUGGGAAGUUUGAGCAGUAACGGCAGUUUUGAGUAUUAUGUGUCUGUGCCUAUUGCGCAGAAUGAUUACAAAGGGGCGGGACCGUUUAUCUACGCCAGCUAUGAGCUUGAAGCAUAUUGAUCUGGAGUUUUGCAGUGUGUGAAAUCAACUCCAAGCAGACAUCCUAUAGCUCAGAGUUGUUAGAGCAUGGGUCAGCAUUUCAGCCUAGUUAUAGUUGAGUACUCCGUGGACGAGGACCACACAUAUCAGUCACCGAUAGACUUAGGGUGUACUUGAGACAAAUUCAAAGAGUUCUAUGACCGAGGAUAACAAGUCGAACCUGCUAGCAUCAAGAAACGUUUCUUGAGAGUAUUUUGCCAACUUCUUCAUUGACUUUAGAAUCCCCAUAUAGAACGGUCAAUUUUACACAUGCUUAAUCGUGAGAGGCUCGGUUCUCAUAUGUAGCUAACAAAAUAUAUAUAUAUUACGCGACUUGAACUACAUACAUGGCAUGAUCACGUUUUGUGUGCACACAUGUCGCUUCAUGAUCGGCAGCUAUCUC
This is a messenger RNA of Aspergillus alliaceus, 1472 nucleotides long. RefSeq names its product glycoside hydrolase family 88/105 protein. The transcript is spliced from 3 exons. Bases 122 to 1051 code for a protein of 309 amino acids. NCBI's taxonomy places the organism in Eukaryota, Fungi, Ascomycota, Eurotiomycetes, Eurotiales, Aspergillaceae. The record is from RefSeq and is a predicted model, not a curated record. Gene Ontology annotation, biological process: carbohydrate metabolic process.